AUUUCCUAUGCUGCCUGGUCCCUUUACGCCAUCAGAUAUCGCUCAUACGUGGUGGCUGAUUGUGGUCAUUAUACUUCUCAUCAUCGCCUUUGGUGUUUGUUCAUUCUUGGGCUUUCUGGCACCCCUUACGAGUAAAUGGCGCCGAAUUGUAUUCCCACAAACGGCCAGCACUAUUCUCAGUGUGUUAAUUUGGGUGAUUUUUGGUAAAUCAGGAAGUGUAUAUUCUGUACUUAUCUUAACGUUACCUGUUCUGGGCCCGGUCGUCGCCGCAAUUGCUCUUUGGAUUAUCGAUUGGCGUAGGGAACGGUUGAAAGACAAAAUGGUGAAAAAGGGCAAUUUUAUGGUAGAAGUUGACGGCGUAGGAGACGAUCGCCGAAUGACUGUCAGAUUUGGAGAUGACAUUGACAACAACGCUGGAUUUCUCUCGCCGAAUUCUAGCUAUUCUGAUGAAGUUCCUCGGGGCCGAGCGGUAUCGUCGUGGACUGUCGAAGGUCUGCCGGAUAGUUUCCAAACUACAUUGGAUGCUAUCAGGAACCCCCGAUUCUACUCGAUAGGCCGGGGCUAUAGCCGUGUCGAUGAUCAAGAUGACCCCGAGAGUUGGGCUAACGAGAAGAGUAGCGCUCCUGUGAAGCCGUCUAUUUCACGGUGUAGGAAAAUUGCUAGGAAGAGUCGAUCGCCAUCCGUACUGGACACUAUUGGUGAAGGCGAAGUGUAUAAGAAUGAGCAUGUCCCCCUCGGUGAUGGAUACUGGUUGGGAGUUAAUGUCGGAUCAGCACCCGAGUAUGAGAUCAACUUCACUGUGCAUCAGAAAGAGCUGUGACUCCUUAUGGGACUUAUGUUAGUCAGAAAUAGGAAAAUUAUAUUCUCUUGAAGAUUUCAAUCUUUGCCUUUCCGGCCCUUGUAAUUAUCGAUUUACUAUGUUGUUACCAUUGAUUGUUUGCCAAAGUGGGCGGCUC
Perkinsus marinus ATCC 50983 is the source of this 956-nucleotide messenger RNA. RefSeq lists its product as hypothetical. Bases 8 to 820 code for a protein of 270 amino acids. The record is from RefSeq and is a predicted model, not a curated record. Lineage: Eukaryota; Perkinsozoa; Perkinsida; Perkinsidae. The transcript has 5 exons.